AAAAAGAUCCGGCAGAAAUUUGUAUUGAUCUGACGUUUGCUGAGGGUGCGGAAAAGUUUGGUUAUGUUCUGCUUGCAAAAGACAAUAACACGCGUGUGCUGCUAUAACAACUGGAUAAUAAAAGUUCUAAGCAUUAAAUAACAAUCGCAACCGAGAUUGCAACAGAGCGUAACACGGCCCUCCCUUUAAUUCACGCUUUUAAAUGGAACGAAAGGCCGUAAGAGCAAUGUCAUACCGCCCCUUUCAAAUGUUGCUCCAGAUGUUACUGCUUGCAAAAGACAAUAUCGUGAUUAUUUUUUAUUUAAAUUUACUAUUUCUGGACCCUGAAUUCAAAACCAUCAUUGAUAGUCAUUGCCCCACCAUCUCACCGACCUUAAUAUUGGCCGGAGAAAUUCACUCGACUGAACAAAUGAACCAGCACGUGGUGGCUCCACCAAAACAAAGCCGGUGCUUCCGUUCCAGUUGUGUUGCAGGUCAAAAACAGGAGUUGUUGUGGACGAUUGAUCCAAGAAAACAUUAUAAAACAUUACAUAUAAAUGAAAGGUUCGUUAAUUGUUAUAAGAUGAACAAUUUAAAUACGCCAACGGCUUCGAAGAAGACACCAUUCCAUAGGCUGGGAUUAACACGGUCCUUGAAGAAACCCGAAACGGAAUCACCCAACACAUCUACUCCCAGCAAAGUGGCUCCAUCUACGUCAGAACCGAUAACGCCGCGUCCUCGACCCAUCAAGGGUAUGCGCUCACCCAAUGAGGACGACGAUAGUGAUACGGAAAUGGUAACGAUUCCUGCGCUACUAUCAUCAAGUAGUAUGCAGGAGGAAGUCCCGGUCAGCAGUCCCAUCACACCAGCCACGUCGUCUGCCGGACGACGAAUGUCCACCGCUAAGAGAACUCGACUCUCUUUGAGCCAAAGUUGGAAGGAGAAAAUCGUCCGCAAAAAGGAGCUUAAUAUAAAGCGCAGGAAAAUUUUGCAAGAAGUCGAACACAGCUCGGAUAGCGAAAUGCCGGUUGAAACCGUGGUUGAGUUACCGGUUUUGGAAACUAAAGAGGCCACUGAUGCGAAAAUCUCUUCAACAAAGCAGAAAAUCGCAGAAAUUGAAGCAACAAUCACCGUGUGGCAGCAGGGAUGCGUUCAAGCGUUGAACGAUCUACAGCAGCUGCAAGGAGUAGAAAGUAUGGAGUCCUUGCUGGCAAUGCUUCAGAUUCCCCACGAUCUGGUUGACUUUGACAGUGAGAAUCAGGAGUUCCUCGAUCCAGAUUAACUUUAACAACGUUUACUUUGGAAAGACAUAAAAAGACUGAUAAUAAAUAAGUGUUGGACUAAAAAA
Culex pipiens pallens (northern house mosquito) is the source of this 1327-nucleotide messenger RNA. RefSeq lists its product as uncharacterized. NCBI's taxonomy places the organism in Eukaryota, Metazoa, Arthropoda, Insecta, Diptera, Culicidae. The transcript has 2 exons. The coding region runs from base 203 to 1261 and encodes 352 amino acids. The record is from RefSeq and is a predicted model, not a curated record.